AUGGCGCCCUCCGCGAAGCUGAGCCCCGGCGAGGAGAAGGACUUCCAGCGCGACACGACGAAGAUCAGCGACCUCGUGCUCCUCGACGAGAUCUCGAGCAAGGGCAUCACGUCCGAGCUCAGCGCGCGCUACCGCCGCGGCGAGAUGUACACGUGCAUCGGCCCCGUGCUCAUCGCCGUGAAUCCCUACAAGCUCCUCGAGAAGCAGGGGUCCAUCUACCGCGACGGCGUCGCGCGGUUCUACUACGACAAGACGCCGCUCGAGGUCACGCCGCACGUCUACAGCGUCGCGGCGGAGGCGCUCAAGGGCAUGCGGUCCAAGCGCCAGAACCAGUGCGUGUUGGUGUCCGGCGAGUCGGGCGCGGGCAAGACGGAGACGGCGAAGCAGCUCAUGCAGUUCGUCGCGAUCAUCUCCGGCGGCGGCGCGACGCUCGAGGCGACGAAGCAGCAGCUGCUGGACAGCAACCCCGUGCUCGAGGCCUUCGGGAACGCCCAGACCGUGCGCAACGACAACUCGAGCCGCUUCGGCAAGUACAUGGAGCUGAGCUUCGACUUCAAGGGCGACGUCGAGGGCGGCACGGUGUCCAACUACCUGCUGGAGAAGUCGCGCAUCGUCGGCCACGGCGCCGGCGAGCGCGGGUUCCACAUCUUCCACAUGCUGACGUUGGGCGCCGACGCCAAGCUCCGCGAGGCCCUGUCGGGCCUCGGCGCGCCGCCGGCCUACGCGUUCCUCAUGAACGAGGACAAGCGCGUCCCCAAGGUCGACGACGCGAAGGAGUUCGAGCUCUGGAAGGCCGCGACGACGAGCGUGCUGGCGGGCAUCGGCUACGACGCCGAGGACGAGCGGGAGGUGUUGAGCCUCGUCGCCUUCGUGCUCGCGCUGGGCGAGCUCGAGUUCGAGGACCACGGCGACGACCGCGCGGCGACGGCCAAGGACCCGUCGAAGCUCGAGCGCGCCGCCACGCUCGCGGGCCUGACCGGGGGCGCCCUCGGCACGGCGCUGACGUCGCGGACGCUGAGCAAGCGCGGCGGCCGGUCGUCCGUGCAGAUGCUCGACGCGGCCGAGGCGCGCCUCACGACGCUCACGCUCGCGAAGGAGACGUACAAGCGCCUCUUCGACUGGGUCGUGAGACAGAUCAACCAGGCCAUCCUGCCGGCGCACGCGGCGACGUCCAUCGGCAUCCUCGACAUCUUCGGCUUCGAGAUCUUCGACGCGAACGGCUUCGAGCAGUUCUGCAUCAACUACGUCAACGAGAAGCUCCAGCAGUACUUCAUCGAGCUCACGCUCAAGGCGGAGCAGGAGGAGUACGCCGCCGAGGGCGUGCCCUGGCAGGACAUCGAGUACUUCGACAACAAGGUCGUCUGCGACCUCAUCGAGGCGAAGAAGCCGACGCUCGGCGUUUUGGCGCUUCUGGACGAGGCCGGCGCGUUCAAGGGCGCGGACACGGCCAAGCUCAUGACCAAGUUCGACCAGCAGCUCAAGGGCAAGUUCGGCGGCCACUUCCACCCGUCGACGAACCUGAACCUGCGGACGACGUUCACGAUCAAGCACUACGCGGGCGACGUCGACUACAAGGCCGACGACUUCCUCGACAAGAACGCGGACAGCAUGUUCAACGACCUCAUCGACACGAUGAACUCGAGCGGCGCGGCCCUGCCCAAGGCGCUCUUCGAGGACGGCCGCACGGCCGAGGAGCGCGCGAAGCGGCCGCCGUCCGUGUCCGUGCAGUUCAAGGGCCAGGUCAACGAGCUCAUGGCCGCGCUCCACGCGUGCAACCCCAACUACAUCCGCUGCAUCAAGCCCAACGACGAGAAGAAGCCCGGCCUAGCGGUGGAGGACCGCAUCGACCACCAGGUGACGUACCUGGGCCUCGUCGAGAACGUCCGCGUGCGCCGCGCGGGCUUCGCGUUCCGCAUGGAGUACGGCGCCUUCGCGGAGCGCUUCAAGAUGACGUCCGCGGCGACGUGGCCCGUCGUCCCCGGCGACGCCCGGGCCGCGUCCGUCGCCAUCGUCUCCGCCGUGGACCCCGCGCCGCGGCUCAAGCACGUCGCGGGCGCCGCGCCGCCGCCGCUCGAGGAGACGACGGGCUACGUGCUCGGCAAGACGAAGAUCUUCAUCAAGGAGCCGCGGGCCAUCUUCGCGCUCGAGGGCCGGCGCAACGCGUGCCUCGCGCGCGUCGUGUCC
Messenger RNA from Aureococcus anophagefferens, 2184 nucleotides. RefSeq lists its product as hypothetical. Gene Ontology annotation, biological process: vesicle transport along actin filament; actin filament organization. The transcript has 3 exons. Gene Ontology annotation, cellular component: plasma membrane; actin cytoskeleton; cytoplasm. Lineage: Eukaryota; Pelagophyceae; Pelagomonadales; Pelagomonadaceae. Gene Ontology annotation, molecular function: actin filament binding; microfilament motor activity; ATP binding. The record is from RefSeq and is a predicted model, not a curated record. The annotation marks the transcript as partial.